AUGGCAGACGAACAACCUCAACUCGUUCUACUCCCCGAGGGAUUGUGGAUACUUGAUGAUACUGGGAAAAAUCUCAUAUUCCUGUCCGAAGAAGAGCUCGACCGAAAUGCUAUCGAACCCACUGAUAAUACAAUACCUAGAGAUCCACCCGCAGAGGUCAUCACCAAAUACCUCUCCAUCCUAACUCCCCCUCAGAAGAAGAUGCAAGAUGAGCUCCGCGACUUGGGCUGGAAUGAUGCUGCCAUUCACAACUUGCUCACUAUCCUUGAAGAUGCGCAGCGGUACAACUGCGCAAAGCUACGCCAGAAGGGAUACACUGAAGGUGAAAUCCAAAGGCUCGAUGCGCUCGGCAAUAAAAAUGUAAUGGAUCUCUCGCAUCCCAAACGUGGACUUGCCAGCACAGUUGAUGAAGAUUAUCAACUGCAGCUGUACUUGCUGGAUGAGGUAAAUCAAAGACGUCUGGUUAUGCUUGGAGAGGAAUAA
This is a messenger RNA of Penicillium samsonianum, 483 nucleotides long. RefSeq lists its product as uncharacterized. The transcript has a single exon. NCBI's taxonomy places the organism in Eukaryota, Fungi, Ascomycota, Eurotiomycetes, Eurotiales, Aspergillaceae. Bases 1 to 483 code for a protein of 160 amino acids. The record is from RefSeq and is a predicted model, not a curated record.